GCAGCAUCCUUUUCAAGUGCAUGACCAUGGACUCUGGGAAGCUCUCUGAGAAGCAGGAGGAAAUUCUCUCUAUCCUGGAAGAAAAAUUUCCUAGCUUGCCUCCGAGAGAAGACAUUAUCAGCAUCCUGCAGGAGACCCAGCUUGGGGCUCAGGGUUUAAAUAUUGAACAGGCAAUGCUGAAAGAUAUAAAAGAACUGUCAGAUGGAGAAAUAAAAGUGGCCAUUAGUACUGUCAACAUGACCCUUGAGAACUGUAUGUUCCACAGCAUUGCCAGUGAUCUGAAGGCAUUUGCAGACAAGUUUGGCUUUGAUGUCCUCCUCCUCUUGGCCGGCUUCCUGUCAGACGAGCAGCAACCGCGAAGACAGAUAGCUGUGUACUCUGAGAACAUAGAGCUGUGUGGCCAGAUUUGUUGUGAACUGGAGGAGUGCCAGAAUCCUUGUCUGGAGCUGGAACCCUUUGAAUGUGGUUGUGAUGAGAUCCUGGUAUAUCAGCAGGAGAAUCCCUCAGUGACUUGUGACCAGGUUGUUCUCCUAGUCAAGGAAGUCAUCAAUAGGAGGUGUCCAGAGAUGGUCUCCAACAGCCGGACGUCCUCAACAGAAGCCGUGGCAGGCAGCGCCCCACUCUCCCAGGGCUCCUCUGGCAUCAUGGAGCUGUAUGGUUCUGACAUAGAGCCUCAGCCUUGCUCUGUAAAUUUCAUAGAAAACCCACCAGAUCUCAAUGACUCUAACCAGGCUCAGGUGGAUGUCAACAUCGACCUUGUUAGUCCAGAUAGUGGGCUGGCCACCAUCAGGAGUAGCCGUUCAUCUAAAGAGAGCUCAGUAUUCCUCAGUGAUGACAGCCCAGUGGGAGAAGGUGCUGGCCCUCACCACAACCUCUUCCCCGGGUUUGACUCCUAUAGUCCAAUUCCCGAGGGGGUAGUUGCAGAGGAGCAUGCCAGGUCUGGAGAACACACACAACACUUUGAUCUCUUCAGCUUUGACCCGGCGCCCAUGGUUUCUGGGCAGUCCCAACCAUCUUCUCAUUCUGCAGACUACUCCCCAGCAGAUGACUUCUUCCCUAACAGUGACUCAUCAGAAGGACAGCUCCUUCAUGGGCCAAAAGGACUCAGUGGGGUAGGGAUCAACACAUCCAAUUAUUCAUCCAGCUCGCUUUUGUCAGGGGAUGGCAAAGAUAGCCCUGUGGAAUUUGACGAGGACUUUGUCCAGAGAGAUGAAAGUCCCGGGGGUAAUUCUGAAAGAAAUUUGAACCUGACGGGCUUUACGGGAGAUGAAUCUCCUUCUCCAGAACGGCUGGGAAAUAGUGGGAAGAAGAUUCCACCAACGCCCAUGAACAGCUUUGUAGAAAGUUCACCAACCAGCGAAGAUGCGGCUCUGCUAUAUGCAAAUGAUCUGGCCCCCAAAGCAGAUAACACAACAGCUCACACAGGGCCGCCGCAGACACGUGCACGAUGCAGUAGUUGGUGGGGUGGUUUGGAAAUUGAUUCUAGAAACAUUGCAGAGGCGUGGAGUUCCAGCCAACAGGAGUCUGUCUUCCAGAGUCCUGAAUCAUGGAGAGAUCAUAAACCAAACCCAUUGGAGAGGAGAGCCUCUGAGUCCAUGUUUGAACCAAAGAGUCUUGAAUUCCCAAAGUCAGUUCAACCGGACUCUGACUUGGGUCAACCUGGGUUGGGCAGCAAUGCUGUACAGGACCAAAAUGAAGCCAUUUACCAGUGUCAGAACCUGCCGGCUGAGAAACCGCAUUUGCAGAAUGCAUCCCAGGUAACAAACCACUUGAUAGAAGACUUUGCAGCUCUGUGGUGUUCCAAUGGCUCUCCCACAGCUAUGCCGGAGCCCUGGGGAAAGCCCCAAGACCGUGACCAACCAGCCACUGCAGCAUCCUUCCCAACCUGGAGUGCACUUAGUAAAGAUGAAGAUACUGAUGCUUUGAAAAAUACCUGGAAUCUGCACCCAACAAGUAACGAGGCACCUUCUGUGAGGGACCUGAAUGAGUGGGCCUUGACCAAAAGUGGGUUUUCUUUUCCUUCAGAAGACCUAGGGGAAAAUUCACCCAGUGAAGCAAGUAGUGGAGCAACUCCAGACAUCUGGGAUGAGAAGAACCAUGACUCCAGAAAUAACAUUGUAGGAUCUGGAACACCCAGGUCUAAUCGGGAUCAUGGCUGGGCUAGUUCUAAGUCAAGUCCAGAGCCAGAGCAGAAGAGCACAAUAGGUAAAAAAAUGAGGGGGGCUUCAUAUGAAAAGGUGGAUUCCUGGAACUUUUUUGAGGAGAAUACCAAGAAAGAAGGGUCGGAUGUCCUAGCUCCUUGGGAAGAUUCCUUCUUAGCAUACAAGUGUUCUGACUACAGUGCAUCCAACCUUGGGGAAGAUUCAGUGCCUUCACCCUUGGAUACCAACUACUCCACCUCUGACUCUUAUACGUCACCGACAUUUGCUGGCGAAGACAAAGAAUCAGAAAAUAAACCUUUUGGUAAAGUGGGAGGUGUGGCAGCAAGGGGCAUGGAGACUCCUGCAGAGACAGCUGAAGAGGCCCCUCAGUCUCCUCAGCAGCCUCCCAGACCUCGAAUUAGCUCAGAUCCUGGGACCUUAGAGAUGUGGGCUUCACCCUCCAUGGAGACCAGUCCUGAUGUGAAUGCUGGUUGUGCCCCGGGUGAUGGUUUACUUGACACAGAGACCACAGUGGACACAGUUGGCACCUCAGAAAAGAUGCCAGAGCAAAGCCAUCAGGCGAGUUACGAUGACCCAGGCCUCGUGCGGCUGGGCAGUGAGACCAACCGCCAGUUUGCACUUCUGCAGAGCAGCACCAACUCCCGACAUGCAGCCCCCGACUCCCUGGAGUCCUGGAACGGGAUGGUCCUGGAAGACACCCAGUCCACAGCCACCAUCUCUGAUAUGGACAAUGAUCUGGACUGGGAUGACAGUAGUGGCGGCAUGCUGGUGCCAGGAGAAGGUCAGGCCCAAGGCUACAUAGCUGAAAGUGUCGAGCCUGAAACUCGAUUUUCAGUGAAACAGCUAGAACCCUGGGGUGUGGAAUACCAGGAAUCAGACCAUGCAGAUUGGGAAGGCCCCGCCCCUUCGAAGCAUGGCAGGGAUUCUGCUCCUGAUGGCUGUCACCUGCCCCAUGAGAAGAGUGGGCAGCUCAUUGCAAACAGCAUCUGGGAUUCUGUCAUGAGAGAGAAUAUGUCAUCAUCAAUAUUCUCAGGGACGUUGUACGUUGCAGACUCAGAGCAAAGCAAUCCACCUCUUGGCAAUCUGCACUCAUCAGAAGUUGAGGGGGACAGUGUGUCAGAUAUGCCAGAAACUUCUGAGGUCAGUGGAUUAGGAGCAUUUACACCUGGUCCUGACACACAGGACACACUCAGUGUGGCCUUGCCACAGGAUUCUGCAUCUCUUAUGACCACAAUGGCCAACCCAGGGCACUUUGAAUCCUCAGAUCCAUGGAAUGAUCUGAGCAAUGUACAAAGUGAAGCUCAAAAGGAAAUGCAUGGGACUUCUGAGAGCGAGUGCUUUGGUGAGGAGGAGGUGAUGGCUAGAGACCUCAUGAUUUCUGGAAUUGGACCAGGUGGCCAAGAACACUUUUCUCUAGACUCAUCUGAACAUGGAGGAACCAACUAUGAGUCAGGAAGGAUUCGCUCCCUUUCAGUUCCAGUCAGUCCUCAGUCAGAAGAACCCCUGCAAGUUUUAGAGUCUGAGAAAGAAUCUUUCAGUUCAGACCUGUGCGAUAAGCAAACAGGCCAGUCUCCAAACCACCUGCAGAUACAAGAGACCCGCGAAGAGCACCUCGCCAGUCUCAGAAAUGCCAGUGAAAUUUCAGGGAGAUGGGAUUUAACAAUAAGCGUCGACUCACUGGAAAUGGCUCUUGAGAAAACUGAAACAUGCAAUAUGAUGGGACCGGAGACAGUGAGUCCUGUGUCACUGCAACAGUGUCCCCCAAGUCCCCCGGCUUGGGAUGUCUCUGCAGACAGGGAAGGGCAGCAGAUCAGUGGCACAAGUUCCGAGAUCAUCAAGAAUCUUGAAGUUCAGUGUACUGAGACCAACAUUCUAGGAGCCAGUCCAACUGUAAAUGAUGACAGAUACAGUAUUUCUAGUGAGUGUACACAUUCAAGUGUGUCAAGUCCGUGCCUAAAUGAUUCUUCAGCUACACAACCCUCCUGGGACCAUGAACUCAGUGCUGAGCAUCAGAAGGAAAAUCAAGGCCAUUGGAGUCAUAAUGAAAUAAAUGCUAUUGAUGGCCAAGUGGAAGUAAUUGCUGGAAUAAAGAACAUGGAGGAAGACAGACUGGACAGAUUUCAACAGAACAUCGAUCAGAAAACUUCUGAAUUUUUAGAGGUUUGGAAUGACCCAGUAGAUGGGAAUGCCAUCUCCUCCCUAUCCAGCCCUGAAACAGGCAAAUGUCUUGAACCUCCAGGCACAUUUCAGGAAAGAAAUCUAGUGAUUCACCAUCAGGAGCAAAAUGAACCAACUGAGAAUUCUGGAACUGUGCAGCCAGAGAAUGCCAAGUUCAUUUCCCCAAGCUCAGAGUCUGAUAGAGAUGAUGAAGAGUCAUUGGAGAAAGAGACCCCUAGCCAAUUUAGUUCACAUGAUUCUGAAUCCUGGAGAUCAUUGAAUGAAUCCAGAAAGUUCUUGAUCACUGCUGAUUCCAAGUCUGAGGGUAGUUCAGAGCCAGCUGGAAAUGAGAACAAAACAAAUGAACUCUGUGACAGUCAGCAAAGUAGCCUUGAACACUGGGAUUUUUCCCCACUCAAAGAGGCUGAAAUGCAUGUGCCUACAGUGGAUAAGGAUAAGGUUCCCUCUCCAGAGACGGGAAAUAUGGCAGAUACCGUAUGGCAAACAGCUCCCGAGAUGGAACCCAGGAGUGAAAACUGUUCUAAGAUGGAAAUGCUUGGCUUCUCGACGGAGAGCACUGAGUGGUGGAAUACUUCCCCACAGGAAGGCCUGCCAGUUGCAAGUGCAUUUGAGAGGGAUCUGUCUAACUCAAGUGAUGUUAUGGAGAGUAAUUCUUCAGUAUACCAAAAUGUGGGUCCCUGGGGAGUCCCCAUUCAGGGUGACACCGAGUCUAUGGCAGCACACUGUGUGAGUCCUUUCAGUGACAAGCAAGAGUCACCCUUUCUGGACAGUAAUGGGCAGAACUUCCAUGAGCAGUUUUGGAACAUUCAACCAAGGCAAUCAGAUCCAGAAGCUGAUCAGCUAAACGAGCUUGUGACAUUCGACCAAGUUAAAGAAGACAAUUCAAGAGAGCAAGGUUCUGUGUCCUUCUCUGAUGAUGAGCUCAAGUCUGAAACACCUACCCAGGAGCAGUGUCAGAGUCCAGGGCAGUCUGCCUGGGAUCAGCCUGACCCAACAUUGGCUCACGCAGAUGAAAGUGCAUCCAUUAUAUCCAAUGUUCCAACCACCAAACAUCAAGAAACUGUUUGGUGGGAACAAGAAAACUCUUACAUCAAUGGGAAGACUGAGUCAAAACUUGCCUCAGAAUACUUUCCUGUUGUCCAUUCUUCCACCCAGUUGAUGGAAAUGUCUAGCUCUGAACGGGAAGACUAUCCUCCCAGUGAGAAGCCACAAGGCACCUCUACUCCUGAUAUUCUACAUGGCAGUUUCCAAGAGAGUGGGCAACUGACCUCAGCAUCACCUGAUGUGUGGAUGGAUGCCAAGCAGCCCUUCAGUCUGAAGGCAGAGGGUGAGAAUCCCGAUAUCCUGACACACUGCUCUUCCCAGGCUUCCAGCAGCCCAGAUAUAUAUGAUGAGUCUGAUAGCAAACAGGCCCAGGAGGCAGUGGGGGCUGACGGGGAAUCCAGUGAGCUCUAUGUCACCAAGCCGAAGACGGAUCAAGAGCCUGAUCAGGAGCCUGAGGAGGAAUUCAUUCCGUCAGUCUCAGAACUGUGUCCUGAAAACACAGUCUCAUUGCCUCCAGUUACUGAGCCAGCGAGUGUCGACGAUGCAUCUCAGCCUACCUCUCUCGCAAGUUCUCCUGAAUCUUCUGAAACACGUGAUGAAAACAACACCGGGUUAACAACAUCUGGAGAAAAAGCCGACACAGAGAGAUCGCCAGCUUUGGAAGCUGUUGAUGCAAUAGUCCCAGCGAUGGAAAAGGCAGGGGCCAGCAUUUUUGUAAGUCACCCAGAACCAGUAAUAAAAAUCAGUAGCUCUUGGACAGCCGAGGGCCUUUCUGUGGAUGGCCAGGAAAAUGCAGGGGCCUUACUGGAGACUGAGCAGUCGCUGGCUAGUGAGGCUCUUGCUGUGGUUCGUGGAGCUUCGCCAGCCUCAGAUGCUUGUCUGGAUGUAAGUGACGCUGCUUUUGACCACAGCUUCAGCAAAGCCUCGGCUCUCAACACAUCCACAGGAACCAUAGACGACAUGAGUAAAUUGACCUUAUCAGAAGGCAACUCUGAAAUGUCAGCAGACGGGGAUGGCGGGAAGCAAGAUAUCUGCUCAUCGGAAGCGUCAUGGGGUGAUUUUGAAUAUGACGUCAUGGGCCAAACCUUGGAUGAAGAUUUAAUGAAAGAGCCUGAACACUUUCUUUAUGGUGGAGACGCUCCCCUAGAGGAAGACUCGCUGAAGCAGUCGCUGGCGCCUUAUACACCUUAUACACCUCCCUUUGAUCUGUCUUACCUCACAGAAUCUACAGCAGCUGCCGAGGCUUCAGAGAACGAGUCCCUAGGGAGUGAAGCCCCAGAGAUGUUGCUCUCUGCCCCUCCUGAUCCAAGCAGCAAGGGAGACCACUCUGACACCGUGGACAGCCAGCCUGGCCACCAGCUGGUGGUCCUGCACAUUCAUGAAGACCCCAAGUCACAUCCUUUACCUGAAGGAACUGACAACUCGGCCUUGUCCCCAUCAAGCAUCGACUGGGAGGUAGAAACGGAGAAUUCAGCAGUACCAGUAGGUGGAGACAUAGGACCAGCUGAUGGUGCCAGCAAGAGGAUUUCACAGUUGGGAGAUGAGAACAUCAUUCCUGCUAAAGAACUCAAAGAGAUCAAAUCCAAAUAUGAAGAAGAAACGUGUCUAGAGAAGAAUGAUCAUCAUGUGCUACACAUGGAUUAUAUACUGGUAAACCAUGAUGGGAAUUUAUCCCCAAAGACAGAUUCUAGUGAAGCAGGAGAAAGCAUGCCGGAUUUGAAGGAAUUUCAUAGAGAUACCCAAGAAAUGGGACUGCCAGGCGCUCUGUUAGCAAGCUCUCCUGACACAUGCCAAUCAGACUCCUUCAAUGAGACAAGCCCUUACUCUGUGGAGAGAAUAGCUUUAACAGAUGAUAAGAGAUCACCUCUGGAAAGCCCAGGGCAAGAUCCAAGUUGGAUGGUCUUGGGCCAUGAUAAGGCUGCUAAGCUAUCAUCAGAAACCAAUGACUCGUGGCCUCAAGAAGAUGGCAAGACUGUGCAGUCAGCUUUUACUGUUACCUUGGAUGAUGGUUCCCAAAGGCAGGUUCUGGGAGAAAUGAAGCCUACAGAUUCUUUAGCAGUAGAGGAAGCCUUUGGUCUGGGCAGCCAAUCAGAGCUGAGCAAGAGCCAAAAACAGGCUGGUCCAGAAGCCGUUCUUUUGCAGACGGUCACCCAUGACAAUGAAUGGGAAAUGCUCUCCCCACAGCCCUCUCCGAAGAAUACCAUCCCUGAAAUGGAAAUGGAGGAGGAGACGGAGUUUCUUGAGCCCAGAGCAAGCAAAUCAAAACCAAAUGAACCAUUGCCAGAGGAUGUAGGCAUGGACAACCCCUUUGAGGAGGGGAUGCUGAAUCCUAAUGCUGUGGACAUGCGGCCUGAACCUCCAAAUUCUCUGGAUCUAAAUGGUGUUAACCCUCGGAGAGUCAAGCUCACAGCCCCAAAUAUCAAUCUUUCUCUGGACCAAAGUGAAGGAUCUAUCCUCUCUGAUGAUAACCUGGACAGCCCUGAUGAAAUUGAUAUCAAUGUGGACGAACUUGACACUCCUGAUGAAGCAGAUUCUUUUGAGUACACUGGCCACGAGGAUCCCACAGCUAACAAAGAUCCUGGCCAAGAGACAGAGUCUAUUCCGGAGUACACUGCUGAAGAGGAGCGGGAAGAUAACCGGCUGUGGAGGACGGUGGUCAUCGGGGAACAAGAGCAGCGGAUUGACAUGAAGGUCAUCGAGCCCUACAGGAGAGUCAUUUCUCACGGAGGAUACUACGGGGAUGGUCUAAAUGCCAUCAUUGUGUUUGCUGCCUGUUUUCUGCCAGACAGCAAUCGGGCGGAUUACCACUAUGUCAUGGAAAAUCUUUUCCUAUAUGUAAUAAGUACUCUAGAGCUGAUGGUAGCUGAGGACUACAUGAUUGUGUAUUUGAAUGGUGCAACCCCACGACGGAAGAUGCCAGGACUGGGCUGGAUGAAGAAAUGCUACCAGAUGAUUGACAGACGGUUGCGGAAGAAUUUAAAAUCAUUCAUCAUUGUUCACCCAUCUUGGUUCAUCAGAACAAUUCUUGCAGUGACGCGGCCUUUUAUAAGUUCAAAAUUCAGCAGUAAGAUUAAAUAUGUCAGUAGCUUGUCGGAACUCAGUGGGCUGAUCCCAAUGGAUUGCAUCCAUAUUCCUGAGAGCAUCAUCAAACUGGAUGAAGAACUGAGGGAAGCAUCAGACGCAGCUAAUCAAACUAGCUGCCUUUACAAUGAUCCAGAAAUGUCUUCAAUGGAAAAGGAAGAUCAUUCCUGGCGGGGCCUAGGACCCUAUGCGGUGCCAGGGAUCGAAUUCAGUAUGGAUCUGAAGCUGAAAGAAAAGUCCUAGGGAGCUACUACUGGGAGAAGAUACAUCACAUCUGCUUCGUCACUCUGUUGAAUCAGGAAGAGGCAGGGCUGAUGGUACUUUUUUCAAACACUUUGCACUUACUUGGUGCCAUUCUAAAUUUCUAAGGGGAAACACAGUAAGGGAAUUUGUUUACUCUUAACAUGUUUUUGGAAAUUGUGUGUAUUUUCCUAUUUUGCCAAUUACGUGCCUCAAAGAUUUUAGUUGAACCUUAGCAAGAAAAUAGAACUUUCCAUUCUAAUGUUUUUGUUCAUCCUUGGUGCAGUGGUAUUUUGUUUCUUGGGCUGAGAUUGACUUUGAUUCACUAUGAGUUAUGAGUAGAUUGGUUUCCAUAGAGUAUAUGGAUUUCUCCUGGUUACUACUUUAGGUCUAAAUUCCACAGGGCCCGGUGCUUCCGGGUAAGUUGUUCCUGCCUAACUCCAACUUAAAAAUCCUAAAUUUGGGGCUGGGGGAACAGCUCAAUAGGCUGAAGCACAUGCCUUAUAGGCAGAAGCCCCAGUAUUGAUCCCUGGUCCUGCAGGAGUACCCUCCCCCCAAAUAAAUAAAAUAAAACCCUAAACUUGUUUCAUGCAGCCAUAAAGAAGACACGAUACAAAACCACUGUAAGCCAAGUGUCCAUUGCUUGUGUUUCACCAGUUUCACACAGUACAGAAAGCUUUAUUUCCUCGUUCUGCUUUGGCAGUGGACAGGCUCUCUUCAGGAGUCUUCUUCCUGUGCUCCUGCCAGUGCUGUCAGUCCACUUCAGUUCCUUGUGCUCCUGAGACAUUUACUGUCUCUCCAGGAAAAGCGUGUGGAUCCUGCUUCAAUACACAGACGCUUGCCCACCACGCCUCUUGCCUGUAUUUAUGUAACAGUGUCCCAAAGCUACCAAUGAAUUUAUUCUUUUCAAGGAAAAUGUUGACAUCCAUAGUCCUUAGCAUGUGUGACUCUGAUUUUGGCUCAUGCUGUAUUUCCUAAAGCCAAAGUAAGUCUCUUUGGCUAAACACAGAUGUGACUGGCCUGGAUCUGAAAUAUUCUUCAUCUCCAAUAUCGCAUACACUAGCAAGCUAGCAAAAAAAUAAAUAAACGGACCGGGAAAUGGGGUUCCACCGAAGCCCAAAGCCCAUCAUCCAGGAGACCUUUCUGGAACACUGUGAGGCCUGGAGAUGCUCUGAGGUAGAGAUGUGAAUUUCACUGGCCUCCUCUGCUUCGUAUCUAUCUCCCAACCCGCCUCCCAGGCAUGCUCACAUAGACACAGGUUAGCUUGCUUCUGUCCAUGAGUCAUAUAUCACCCCCACCCCCAGCUCCCACUGUACUUCAUAUCUUGUGGAGCUGUGUGUUCUUUUGGGUCUCCUCCCUCAGAGCAACUGGCUGGUCAGUAAAAAAACUCUAGCGUGCACUUCCUCAGAGCCAACCCCUACCUUAGGAAGUCGACAAGCCUCUGGAGAGCUGGGGUUUUCCUAAGGACAGAGGCCCAGUGUCCUGAUCAGCUCACCCAGUGUGCCCGCAGUUGCCCUGGCACCUCUUCUUACAAAGCUCCCUUUUGCUCAGUCCUGUUCCACUUGGGAAGCUGAGUGAAGGCGGCCCUUCUGCUUAAGGAGUAUAGAAACCAGUGUUCACGCAGACGCAGGGACCCUGAGGUCCUAAUUAAAACUGUCAAAGAGUGGAAUCUUGUCACAAUCUACCGAACAUGCAACAGGCUCACCAUUCACAUUUUUUUUUUGAAGCUUCAUCUUCCUACUUGGGAAAUGACAGCGUCUCUCCUGGUUAGUGAUCCUGUUGGGGCUGCUUUACUGGCUUUAUAACCAUUCUGGUAGUUAGGUGUCUGCUAUUUUAUUAUCUUAAAAGACAAAAUAAUUGCACAUGCUAAAGAACUGCUGCGUGUCAACUCAGUCCAGAUAACUAGACUCCUAGAAGAACCUGAAAAAAAGAAACCUGUAGUCAGAUAGAGGUAGACCAUUGUAAACAUUUGCAUCAUUAACUAGCUAACACUUGCAUUCUGAACAUUCUUGCUUGGGUUCUGACUUCUGGGAACUGUUUUUUGCACUUUUUUCUGUAAAAUUGUAGUGAAGGGGACAAAAGGGUCAUUGGGGCAAAAAUAUUGUUUUCCCAAAACAGCAUCUGUUCUUUGCUGAGUUCUGUGAUAAGGGAAAGAAAUACAAAUCUGCACAGAUGCGUGUGAAAGUGUGAUCGAGUGCCGGGUGGGGAAGACAGUUCUAAAGUUCCUCUUGAAGCCAUAAAAUGUUUUGGGGGAAGUUAUCUUCUAAGACAUAGUUCAAUCUAUGUGAGAUAUCUAAGUCUGUGUGUGAAGAGCUCAUUUAAGUAUUUAGUUGUAAUAACUAUUUGCGUCUCCAUGUGAUCACAAUACCUAAGUAGCCUGCCUCUUAGAAACUUUUAGGUGUGCACAAAAUAAUCUUUUAUAUACUUAAAGGUUUUUUUUACCCUGUAUUAGAUUGCUCAGAAUAAAGGAACGAUUAGAUUUUGUUUGGUAAAUAAACAAAAUUUCCCUAAAUAUUGUGAAUUAAUAAUAUAAAAAUAUGUAACAACACUAUAUAAAUAAAGCUUCUAUAAAUUCAGAAAUAAAAAGUAAUUCCACA
This is a messenger RNA of Sorex araneus (European shrew), 11302 nucleotides long. It is a transcript of the gene PRUNE2, whose product is annotated as prune homolog 2 with BCH domain. Lineage: Eukaryota; Metazoa; Chordata; Mammalia; Eulipotyphla; Soricidae. The transcript has 16 exons. Gene Ontology annotation, cellular component: cytoplasm. The coding region runs from base 21 to 8708 and encodes 2895 amino acids. Gene Ontology annotation, biological process: apoptotic process. The record is from RefSeq and is a predicted model, not a curated record. Gene Ontology annotation, molecular function: pyrophosphatase activity.